GAGAAAAUCCCGGGCAAGGUUGGGGGAAAUAGGUCACAGUGGCUGGGUGGUGAGGUCACAGAGAGGUUUGUCUGACCCGGACUACAUAGGGGAGGGGCCUAGGAGGCAAAGCGGCCCCAGAGGUUCCCCAAGCCCAGGCAGGGGGCAUGGUGUGGGAAAGGCAGCAGGGACAAAGGCCAGGGAGCUGAGUACAAGAGGCCAAGGGGCCCAGAGAUUUGAGGGCAGGAGCAGUGAGGGGGCAGUCAGGAUGGUGAGGAGAAGCCAGAAACGAAAGCUGCCAAAAGUCACCGGGCUCUGCAGACCGGAGGAGGGGCUCAGGGUGAAGCGGAGCUGCCCUUCAUGUGGACCAGAGCCUGGGGGUGAAGAGAAGAAGGAGAGAGGAAACCCUGUAUCUAUUCAGUUGUUCCCCCCAGAGCUGGUGGAGCACAUCAUUUCAUUCCUCCCAGUCAGAGAUGUAGUCUCUCUAGGUCAGACCUGCCACUACUUCCACGAAGUGUGCGACUCUGAGGGCGUGUGGAGACGCAUCUGUCACCGGCUCAGUCCUCGACUUCAAGAGCAGGGUUCUGGGGUCCAGCCCUGGAAGAGAGCUGCGAUUCUGAACUACACGAAGGGCCUGUAUUUCCAGGCAUUUGGGGGCCGCCGCCGCUGUCUCAGCAAGAGUGUAGCCCCUGUGCUGGCCCAUGGCUACCGCCGCUUCUUGCCCACCAAGGACCACGUCUUCAUUCUUGAUUACACGGGGACCAUCUUCUUCCUGAAAAAUGCCCUGGUCUCCUCCACCCUUGGCCAGAAGCGGGCCUGCUGCUAUGUUGUGUUGUGUCACGGAGCCAAGGAUUUUGCCUCGGACCCGAGAGGUGACACAAUUUACCGUAAAUACCUCUAUGUGUUGGCCACUCGGGAGCAGCCGGGAGUGGUGGACACAGCCCACAGCCAGUCCUGCGACUGUGUUGAGGUCUACCUGCAGUCCAGCGGGCAGCGGGUCUUCAAGAUCACCUUCCACCACGCCAUGAGCUUCAAACAGAUGGCGCUGGUUGGUCUGGAGACCCAGCGGACCCUGCUGCUCCUCACAGAGGAAGGAAAGAUCUACUCUUUGGUAGUGAAUGAAGCCCAGCUGGACCAGCCACACUCCUAUACAGGUCAGCUGACCUUGAGGAAGGUGUCCCAUGACCUCCCUCACCUGCGUGUGGCCUGCAUGGCUUCCAACCAGGGAAGUACUCUCUACAUUACGGACCAGGGGGGAGUGUAUUUUGAGGUGCAUACCCCAGGGGUGUAUCGAGAUCUCUUUGGAACCCUUGAAGCCUUUGACCCCACGUACCAGCAGAUGCCGCUUCCGAUCUCACUGCCUGCCAAGGUCCUAUUCUGUGCUCUUGGCUACAAUCACCUUGGCCUGGUGGAUGAAUUUGGCCGAAUCUUUAUGCAGGGAAGUAACAGAUAUGGGCAGCUGGGAACCGGGGACAAAAUGGACCGAGGGGAACCCACACAGGUACGUUAUCUGCAGCAGCGCCCCGUCGCCCUGUGGUGUGGCCUCAACCACUCCCUGGUGCUGAGCCAGCGCUCAGACUUCAGCAAGGAGCUGCUGGGCUGUGGAUGUGGGGCCAGAGGCCGCCUGCCAGGCUGGCCUAGGGGAAGUGCCUCCUUCGUUAAGCUCCACAUCAAGGUCCCUUUGUAUGCCAGCUCCCUCUGUCCUACCAGAGAGUGCCUCUACAUGCUGUCCGGCCAUGACAUCGAGCACCAUCCCACCUACCGGGACCUACCAGCCAGCAGGGUGGUGGGGACCCCCAAGCCCAGCCUGGGGGCCGAAGCAGCCCAGGACCCUGAGGUGGUGGCGGCCCAGGCCUGUGAGCCGUACCUCGGCCAGAUCCACAGCUGCCCCACAUUGCAGGAAUGCAUGGAAACGACGAAGGUGAUCGUGGGCUGGAUGCCCUUGAUGGCUACACAGGAGGAUUUCUUCUGGGAGGCCCUGGACAUGCUGCAGAGGGCUUUUGGAGGGGUUGGCCAAGGCCCCCCAACCCCUGACAGCUGACCCCCCUCUCCUGGUCUCACCCCUGGAGGGAGGGUCUGGCCCUGGGCCGGGGGCUAAGGAGAGGUGGAAUGACAGCAACGAAUGCUGCGCGUGGGGAGGGGGAUGCAGUGGGCUAGAGCCUGCUAGACAUGUCAGGGUGGGACUGUUUUGUAAAAUGUUCAGGGAGCUGCCCAGGAGGGGCCCCCAACCUGAGAUGGACAAAAGAUUUGAUGGACAAAUAGAAUAAAAGGCUGAUUGAGGCCCGGUUUGUAACCCUGGGGCCUGGGAGGAAUGCGG
Messenger RNA from Delphinapterus leucas (beluga whale), 2296 nucleotides. RefSeq names its product F-box protein 24 (gene FBXO24). Gene Ontology annotation, molecular function: protein binding. Lineage: Eukaryota; Metazoa; Chordata; Mammalia; Artiodactyla; Monodontidae. The record is from RefSeq and is a predicted model, not a curated record.